Molecule: messenger RNA, 5547 nt
Organism: Oncorhynchus nerka (sockeye salmon)
Lineage: Eukaryota; Metazoa; Chordata; Actinopteri; Salmoniformes; Salmonidae
Gene: dennd1a
Product: DENN/MADD domain containing 1A
Exons: 24
Coding region: 139-3267 (1042 amino acids)
Biological process (GO): endocytosis; endocytic recycling
Cellular component (GO): cytosol; clathrin-coated vesicle
Molecular function (GO): phosphatidylinositol phosphate binding; guanyl-nucleotide exchange factor activity
Source: RefSeq, a predicted model, not a curated record
CGGUGGUAGCGUGAUCCGCUCGAGGAGACCAUGGCGAUACCCAGGACGUUCUGACGGGCUAUCAGAAAAAUAGCCCUCGAAAAACGGAUCAACGCCCCAUAUAAACGACACUAGACUUGGACACUGUGAGACAUAAAAAUGGGGUCCCGUAUCAAGGACAACCCUGAGGCCACUUUCGAGGUGUACCUGGAGGUGACCCAUCCUGGAACCACUGGCUCUGAUCCGGAGGUGCGGAGGCGAUUCCCCGAGGACUACAUCGACCAGGAAACUCUUCAGACAGUCCCCAAGUUCUGCUUCCCCUUCAGUGUGGACAGUCUGUCGGUGAGCCAAGUGGGCCAGAACUUCACCUUUGUUCUGACGGACAUCGAGAGCAAGCAGCGCUUUGGCUUCUGCCGCCUCUCCUCGGGGGCCCACAGCUGCUACUGCAUCCUCAGCUAUCUGCCCUGGUUUGAGGUAUUCUACAAGCUGCUCAAUAUCCUCGCUGACUACACAAUCAAAGGCCAGGAGAGUCAGUGGCGAGAGCUCCUGGAGUCACUCCAUACACUCCCCAUACCUGAUCCUGGAGUGCCAGUCCAUCUUAGCGUGCAUUCCUACUUUACUGUGCCUGACACAAGGGAAUUACCCAGCAUACCUGAAAACAGAAACCUAACAGAGUAUUUUGUAGCCGUAGAUGUCAAUAACAUGCUCCAUCUGUACGCUAGUAUGCUUUAUGAGCGUCGAAUCCUCAUCUGCUGUAGCAAACUAAGCACCUUAACGGCUUGUGUUCACGGGUCGGCGGCCAUGAUGUACCCAAUGUAUUGGCAACACGUUUACAUUCCUGUCCUGCCUCAGCACCUCAUAGACUACUGCUGUGCGCCCAUGCCCUACCUCAUUGGAGUACAUUCCAGCCUAAUGGAGAAGGUGAGGGGGAUGGCCCUGGAUGACGUAGUAGUCCUCAACGUAGACACCAACACCCUAGAAACACCCUUUGAUGACCUCCAAAGCCUGCCCAACGACGUGGUGUCAUCCUUAAAGAAUCGCCUGAAGAAGGUUUCCACGACGACGGGAGAUGGCGUGGCCCGAGCUUUCCUCAAGACACAGGCCGCUCUCUUCGGCUGCUACAGGAACGCGCUGCAGAUCCAACCGGGAGAGCCAAUAACGUUCAGUGAGGAGGUCUUUGUGACCCACCGCUCCAGUGCCAUGAGACAGUUCCUGCAGAACGCCAUCCAGCUGCAGCUCUUCAAACAGUUCAUCGAUGGCCGCUUGGACCUGCUGAACGCUGGUGAGGGCUUCAGUGAUGUUUUCGAGGAUGAGAUCAACAUGGGAGAGUAUGCAGGCAGCGACAAAAACUACCACCAGUGGCUAUUCACAGUAAAGAAAGGGGGCGGUGCUAUCUUUAACACAGUGAGGACCAAGGCUAACCCGGCCAUGAAAACUGUCUAUAAGUUUGCUAAAGAUCAUGCCAGGAUGGGGAUAAAGGAAGUCAAGAGCCGACUAAAGCAAAAGGAGCUGGCAGAGAAUGGCUACUCCUCGACAGUGGGCACUGGUGGCACAGGAACGGGCACCGGGGAGGAGGGCACCACUGCCGGGUCGCCCACCUCCACAGACGGAAAGGACGGCAGCGCCCGCACCUGGGACGAACGGCGUCCUAUCACUGUGCACUUUGGACAGCCCCUCCGAGAGCCUCCCCCUCGGCCCCCUCCUCCCAGGCUCCAAUGCGGCAACGCGCGGCCUGCCCGUCCACCUAGGCCUCAGGUGGCCAAGAGACCUCGCAGCAACGUGGGCCUGGAGAGUAGCCCUGAACAUGGUGGCCGUCCCACACGUCACUACACAGUCUUUCUGUCCGAGGACUCAUCAGGCGACGAGCUGCAGCACGAAGACCACUCCAUUGCCAGCUUCCCUGAGAACUUUCUCUUCUCUGCCCCCUUCGAAUGGUCACCCCUGCCGCCUCCUUACCGCUCCCUGAAAGAGGCGGAGGAGGGGGAGGAGCCCAUCAGCGGCCCCUCCUACACAGCCCCGCCCAGCCCAGUGAUGGAGAAGUUUGCUGAUAUCAACCUGCUGGGGAACAUGUUCAGCUGCUUGGACGAGCCUGAGGGACAGCAACUCAGCCUGGCCAAGAGCCUGGAGGACCUCCGCACACCCAAAGACCCCCAGGAGCAGCAGAAAUUAAUCUACCAGCGGAUGGACCUGAGUGGCACCCUUCCAGGCCUCAAGCACUCCAACCCCUACAACAAGAUGUGGAGCAUGCAUGGGCAGGAUGAUAUGGCCAUGUCUGGCCGGGUGUCUCCGAAUUGGGACCGACCCCUGUCCGUGCCCCCCCCUGACCUGGAAGAGCUGCGGCCCCCUAGCCGAGAGAGCUUCGGUCCCGGGGUCCUCGAGCGGCCGGAUCUCUUCACCACCCCCAGCCAAGGGGAGUGCAUCACCAUCCCCCGCCCCCAGGGGAGGAAAACCCCAGAGCCAGGUAAGGUCUUGGGUCCGCCACCAGUGCCCCAGCCCCGGACCAAGCCGGGGGUAGUGGGGGAUGGUGGGACCACUACAGCAGGGGGGCAGGAGUUCCGGCAGGCCCUUGGGAUGGGGGGUGACCUGAUGCUGCAGCCCACCAAGAUGGACUUCAAUGACGGGGAGGAUGUGGACCUGCUCAGCCUCCUGGACCCCCUGAACAACCCGGCCCAGACCACCACCACCCCAGCCUUGGCAGGGGAAGGAGCAGACUCACGGUCCUGUGCCGAACCUCCAACCUCCAGGCCUGUUCUCCCGCCACGUCCCUACCCUCAGAGCCUGCCCCCCUUCCACCAACACAUGCCCCUGAACCCCUUCACCCCGCCCCUCGGCUACUCCACCCACAGACACUACUCGCCCACCGUAGCGGGGAAUCCCUUUGGCGGCCGUGCCUACGGGCCUCCCGCCUCCACCUAUUUCCACGCCUCCCCCCAUGGUCACCCUCCUCACCCUCUUUCUACAAUGCUGGGGCUCUACAGACUGUCCUCCCCCGUGGGGUCUACCCUCCCUCCUGGUAUGGGAUCCAUGCGGUCUGCCUUCCCCAAUCAUGGCGGUCCUCCCCCUACCUCCUCAGGCAGCCACCAUGCUCUCUCUAACCUGUUGGACUCCCCCUCGGUCCCCACCCCUAGCCUCGCCACUAGGGUACUGCCAAAGCCUCCCAACACUGCAGAGGACUCCAACGAGACUCAGGAUCCCUUUGGGGACCUACUGGCCAUGGCUAAGCCGGCCGCUGCACCACCUAAAAAGAAGGUGGAGGGCCUUCGGGGGAAAUGGGAGACUUUUGACUAACCCCCCUUUCCUUACUUUCCACGUGUGGGCGUUGUCUUAUUCACCUCUUCCCUGCACCAGCUUAUGCUGCUGACCAAUGAGUAACAGAGUCUGUGUGUCAGGCGACCAAUCAAGAGGCUAGGUUCCAAGCUGUCCCCUCUCCCCCGUCUCCCCCUCUGCUAAAUGUCGGGGUUCACACCUCACUCUUUCUCUCUCCCCCUCCUCUCUCCGUCUCUCUCUGUCUCUAUGUUUCUCUCUCUCUCCGUCUCUCUCUGUCUCUGUUUCUCUCUCUCUCUCCCUCUCUCCCCCUCCUCUCUCCAUCUCUCUCUGUCUCUCUCUCUCCUCUCUCUCUCAUUCUCUGUCUGUCUCUCUCUCUCAUUCUCUCUCCCUCUCUAUGUUUCUCUCUCUCUGUCUCUCUCUCUCUCUCCCUCCUCUCUCCCUCUCUCUCUAUGUCUCUGUUUCUCUUUCUCUCUCUCCGUCUCUCUCUGUCUCUCCCUCUCUCUGUCUCCCUCUUUCUCUGUCUCUCUCUCUCCCCCUCCUCUCUCCCUCUCUCUCUGUCUGUUUCUCUCUCUCUCUCCGUCUCUGUCUCUCCCUCUCUCUCUAUGUCUCUCCCUCUCUCUCUGUCUGUCUCUCUCCCUGUCUCUCUCUCCCCCUCCUCUCUCCCUCUCUCUAUGUUUCUCUCUCUCUCUCUCCCCCUCCUCUCUCUCUCCUCUCUCUCUCUCAUCUCUCUCUCCUCUCUCUCUAUGUCUCUCUCUCCCCUCUCUCUCCUCUCUCUCGUCCUUCAGUCUGGAAUGGGACUCUCAACCUGGCCUUGCUUCUUUCAGUACGCUGUAUAUGCCAACCAUGCACAGCCCAUGCUAGCACGCUCUUGCACAGUAUCCCUUGGUGUUAGCUGUGUGUGUUCAAUGCCUUCACUUAGACGUUAGCUUAGCUCAAACUGGAAGGCGUGUGGCCUCUAAAACACAUCUUGACUCUAUCCUGGGACCCGGCACCAAAAGGCCAUCAUGUCUCAGAAACUGUCAGAGCCGUGUCUGUUGCUACGAUGGUAAUGCUAAUCAUUAGAGUAGCUAGUAGUUUGUGGAUUUCCCAGCUUAGCAGUGUUCUAGUCCGAUCUGUGGCACAUCACUAACAUGCAGUCCGUCCACCCUCAAUGUGUUCAGCGGCGUCAUGUUUGUAGAGGAAACUCUCGAAUUAUACAUGAUUUUGUUUGCCUGGACUAACUAAUGGACCGUUGUCAUUGACUGAAGCAAAUCCACCAGAACAUUUUGACUGAACGGGGUUGUUUGUGGACCUUGGUUUACGUUAUGCCGGUUACAGCAAUCUUUCAGGUGAAACUUUUGCUAAUUCAUUUGUCAAACUUUAAGAUGCCAUGAUUGUAAAUUCCUAUGUAGUAGGAGAGGACGAUAGAACAACCAUGUUGCACCAAUCAUGUUUGCUAUUUAAACUCAUCCCAUGUAUUCCCUAACCCUUUGUUGAUUUUGGCCUUAUUCUAAGUGUUAUCAUGUUUUCUGUGUCUGAGGACAGUGAUCAUCUACUACUGAGUCACUGGCUGCUUGCUCAGUGUGCUGCUACUAUGUGUGCAAGAGUGUAAAGUAUGUACUGACAAAAUGGCUACCGUUGUCAGUUGCGAUUGCAACGGAUUGCCAGUGCGCUUCCGUUUGGAUCCGAAAUGACUCAAAUCAGGACCUAGACCAAGAACUAAGACGACACUAGUCUGUGACACUAUAGGACGUUUGUCCCGACAACUGCUACAAAUAAACCCCCACCGCCUUGUGGGUAAUCACAUUCAUGGAGUCAUUGGGCCUAACAUUUGGGAGAACUCCUACAUGCUAAUGCUAAAGGCUAACAGUGUGGUGGAAGAUACAGUAAGGCUGUGGAGCAAAAUCAUGUCAAAUGAUGUCUGUGGAAAAUUUAAUUGGAACACAUCUUGGUCCUUGCUUUGUAUGUAGAGGGAACAAAAUAGAAUGUACAGUGUAUGAUUGAUUAAAGAGAUAUCAAGUACUGUGUCGGCUAAUACUAGAAACAUUAAGUCAAGUUUCAUCUUUUGGAACUCCUCAGAGUUAGCGCUUUUCUCCUCUCUGGUCACAACAGCUUAUGGAGAACGGGACUAAUGAGUUAGCAAGAACUUCAGUGACAUUUAAGUCUUCCUUAGUCCAUCCUGAAAUGGUUUGCAAAAUAUUUCCCCCAGUUUUAGACGAUGAUUCACCAAUACUACAAUAUGCAUUUAUAAUAUGGACCUUUUUAAUUGAUUUUGUCAAAAAGGUUUGCAAAAUAAAGCCAAAAUACAGACUUUUCUCUGAA